AUGACCCCCGUGAGAACCUCGCCACACGAAAUGGAACCUUGCAAACCCUACUCUGGUGCGCGGACCUGCCUACCUCCUCCGGAACACCCCGACCAAGGCCUCGCGCGGAGCGGCACCGCUACCCGCGAAGAAGAGCGCGCCGUGACUCUGCGUCAUCCGCGAUACCCCGACGAUUCCAACAUCUUGCUUGUGCUGCCGGCGCUUGAUCCAAUUCCCCGCCCGGGUCGGGUCUUCACUGAGGACGACCCCCUUAGCUUUGGUCUGCACCACGACACGGCGCGCGUUGCGUGCGCCAUCAUCGCCAACUGCCGCUGGGAUGGAUACCUUUCCGAGAGUAAGGAGGACGGCGCGCCACUGGUAACGACCGACCCAGACCAUAUUUUGCCGGGGAGCACCUACUACUUCCAUGUGCCGAGCGACACUGAUGACGGUGAGCAGGGUACGCCGUACCCAAUCGUGCCAUCCUUUUCGCACUUCCGGUUCCCGCAUAAUAACUUGCCACCUACAUGGACGGCCUCGAGACUGUCCUUCCCCGCAAGCCACCCUAAACCGCCGCGCAAGUUCUCCUUUGAGAAUACGGUCCUUACGCGUGACGGCUCCUGCCGACUGACAGCGUCUACGAUUGGCACUGAGAUUGCCCACUUUAUCCCCCGCACGGAGGACCCCUGGUUCGCCGCGAACCAAAUGUUCCAGUACUCAUCGCGGCCCGAGGCUGUCAUCACCAACAAGACCAACAACCCACGCAACGCCAUGCUCAUGGGUGCCCAGCUGCACUCAGUCUACGACCAGCGUCAGUUCGUCAUGGUCCCGAAAUGGGGCGCCUGGCUGAUUCACGUCCUCUCAGGCUGGCACGGCGAGGAGCUGGCCGCCGUGUACCAUAACGUCCCGCCGCAGCCACUAUCAGGCUUGGCAGUCGAGUACGUCUUUACACGCUUCGCAUGGACGGUGCUCGCUCAAACGAGCUUCCUCGAGGCGGGCGUGUCCCGCCGCAUCGUGGUGCGCGGCAAUGACGGAUUGCCAACGGCGCGUGAAGUUUCGGGGCCGGACUGCCGCACCAUGUUUACGCCAAGUUCGGCUAGGUCUAAGAGCCGUAGUCAAAGCCCAAAGAAACGCGUGCGGGAUGACACGGUCGAGGAUGGUGAAGACAAUUACGAUGACUUGAGGGACUUUGACGAUCCUGUGUGGGAUACGCGGGGACGGCCCAGCAAGAGGACAGCCUACGGAUCGGCCACGACAUCCGUCGCUUCUAGUUUUGAGUGUUGGCGUGAUGAGUCAACAGACUGCGAAGCUGAAAAUGGUACCAGGGGCGCUGAGAUACGGUGCUCGCUUUGA
This is a messenger RNA of Cordyceps militaris CM01, 1332 nucleotides long. RefSeq lists its product as uncharacterized. The transcript has a single exon. The record is from RefSeq and is a predicted model, not a curated record. Bases 1 to 1332 code for a protein of 443 amino acids. NCBI's taxonomy places the organism in Eukaryota, Fungi, Ascomycota, Sordariomycetes, Hypocreales, Cordycipitaceae.